Symbiodinium necroappetens is the source of this 1440-nucleotide messenger RNA. Lineage: Eukaryota; Dinophyceae; Suessiales; Symbiodiniaceae. The record is from the annotation of a GenBank genome assembly.
AUGAAGAUCUGCAAGUGCGGCGGUGCCGUGCUGCAUCCGGCACCGCAGGCUCCAUCACGCGGAAAGGUGAACGAAAGCAUCUUCCUGGACGUGAGUGCGUAUGGCCGGAGGGAUGCAAAAGAGACAGGCCUGCCCGCCAUCUAUAGAACUCACACGCCAGGGGUCAUCUCCGAGACGGUCGUCAGCGACUUUGCAGAGGAGGCGAUCGCAGCUUUAGAAAAGCUUGGCCACAAUGUUUAUACAACGAUCUAUGCACCGAAGCAACGGCAAAACAACAAGAAAUGGACGAAGCUUCUCCAAAAGCGCAAUGUUGUGUUCAGACCGGUCGAUCGACAGCGACAGGAUGGGUGGACAGGCGAGGAGAUUGAUGAUGAAAUCAUUGCGGCUGUGCGGCAUCUAUGGAGCAAGAAGCAUGUGCAAUUCUUUGCAUUGUUGACUCGGGACAAUGGCUACCUGAACAUCAUUCAAGAUACUUUAUCUCAAGGUCAUCGGGUUAUAGUUCUGGCCGAGGAAAAUUGUCGUACGGUUCUCAAUCGGCAUGCAGAGGUCGGUGCACUUGUCAUGGCAAUACAAAGGGAGCAUGACCACGGCUGCAGGGUCCAAGCAGUUUUGCAUGCCGACGGCAGUGGCAGCGUUCGGCAAUGCAAGCUACAAGAGACUUUGCAGGAAACAUCAGAACACACUGCCGCUGCCUUGAUGCAGUUCUUCCAGGAAUUGGGCUACAGGCAGGAUUCUGGAUAUCUUGUUCAAUCUGCCACCAAGUUCUGGUUCGAAAAUACGAUGGGUGACCUCACUGUGUUUCCGCAAUGCCUGGCAUUGCAAACGGUAUAUGACGCCACGCUAUUGCACGGCAGUCACUCCUUCAAGAAAUACAAGAAUGAUCUGGCAUUCUUGUCGCCGGUAACGUCGAGGUCGGGCUCCAAAGUCAAGGCCCGCGCGGAGUAUGGGAGUAUGUCUGCAAAGGCAGUAUUCUGCGGAGGUGGUCCUUUCAUGUUGCGGGAUUCGACGGAGCUCACCAGUGAAGUGCUCCGAAGAUUGGGCUACCUCGAUGCUGGCUUAAAUUCAGACAUGUCGGAAGCAAUGGUGGCAUUCGUGAACAGGCCGGACAACAAGCACGUGUUACGAAAGCGCGACAUGUUGCCUUCGAAGCUGGACAGGCGGCAAGAUGUUGACGACAAGCUGAGGGCUGCAUUUCUAAGCAAUUGCACCAAGGGCUUCUGGCAGCUGCCAGCUACGGACCUCGAAAUCCAUCGGCUUCUCCAUCAGCAAAACCUUCUGACAUCAACUACGGCACACCGCCAGGUUGCGCUGCAGGCGAUGCAGAAGUAUGCCGAGCGGGAGGGGCUUCCUGUGCGGAAGACCUACAACCUGAAUGCUUUGCAGAUCAUGCACCAUGUGAACGGUAAUCCCACGAAAACUGGCUGGAUCGAUUUUCAGUAG